Penicillium chermesinum is the source of this 876-nucleotide messenger RNA. RefSeq names its product glycoside hydrolase family 75 protein. Bases 1 to 876 code for a protein of 291 amino acids. The record is from RefSeq and is a predicted model, not a curated record. Lineage: Eukaryota; Fungi; Ascomycota; Eurotiomycetes; Eurotiales; Aspergillaceae. The transcript is spliced from 6 exons. Gene Ontology annotation, molecular function: chitosanase activity.
AUGGCUUUCAAAUACUUCAUCCCAGCAUUUCUCGCGCUCUUCGUAAGCCAGACUGCCGCCCAGACAGUCGUUGGCUCCAAGUAUAACAACCCAACCGCUGGACCCCCGGCUAGCUUCUUUGCAGCGACAUCGACGAUCCCUGUCGCUGCACUGCAGACGGCUGCGGCUAAAGCGACGAAGGCCGCCAAAUCCGCAACAUAUGCGAUCAAUAACGAUGGCGGCGCUGCUAAAGUGACCAUUCAUAGUGACUGGUCCGGCUUUAGCUCUGGCGCGGCUUUUGUUUUCGUCGCCGAUAUGGAUGUAGAUUGUGAUGGCAUUGACUAUAAGUGCCAGGGAAACCAAGACGGUCAAUCCCAGACCAACUUCGGCGCUCUCGCAGCUUAUGAAGUCCCCUGGAUCGUGCUUCCUGAUCAAUUCGCAUCGGCGUACUCGAGCGUGAUCCCAGGCAAUAAUAUUGCGGCAGUCAUUUGCAACGGCAAGAUGUUUUAUGGGAUCUACGGUGACUCCAACGGUGAUACGCCAGAGGUCAUAGGCGAGGCAUCCUGGCUGAUGGCUCGCACUUGCUUCCCGGGCGAUAAUCUAAAUGGAAAUGCCGGUCAUGGUGCUGUUGAUGUCACUUAUAUUGUGUUCACUGGAAGCUCCGCUGUUUUACCGAGCAGCGCCGUGAGUACGAACUACAUCACCGACUUCACCACUCUACGUUCCAAGGGCGAUUCACUCGUUAACUCUCUUGUCAAAAACCUGGGUCUAUCUGGCGGCGGGAGUGGAGGGGGAUCCUGUUCUUGGGCUGGACACUGUGCUGGGGCGACCUGUACGACCGAGAAUGAUUGCUCGGAUGAUUUGGUCUGUGUAAACGGAAAGUGCGCAUCUGGCUGA